Messenger RNA from Zea mays, 2460 nucleotides. RefSeq lists its product as uncharacterized. Gene Ontology annotation, molecular function: myosin binding. The record is from RefSeq and is marked predicted. NCBI's taxonomy places the organism in Eukaryota, Viridiplantae, Streptophyta, Magnoliopsida, Poales, Poaceae. The transcript has 4 exons. Bases 300 to 2018 code for a protein of 572 amino acids.
UUUUUCUCUCUCCUCUCUUCGUCCCCGCGUGGAGAAGGAGAGAGAGAAACAGGGGAGCGCCCCCCACUCCUCUUCGCUGCCAAGAAACCACCAUUCCUAACGGAUUUCUACCCAGUCUUCUUUAGGAUUUCCGAUUCGGUUCUCCGGUGAGAGGGUGGGAAUUUUAUUUUCCUCCGCUGCAACCGGUGCAAACAUUUCGAAUCCCUCCAUUCCAUUCCUCUCCGUGCAAUCGGCCAUUCAUAUGCUCUUUGGCUGCAUUGAGGCAUCGGUACGCGAAUUUUGAUGUGAGCUGACCAGACAUGGCUGCGAAAGACGGCUCGGGAUCACAAGAUCUGGGGGGGCACACGUUCUGGCCCAUGCUGUCCUACGCUUGCGGCGAGCUGUGUGUGAUCGUACUGCUCUACGUGUCUGCCCUGGCGUCCUAUGCGGCCACGAGGCUGGCGCGCGUCUGCGGGCUCCGGCCGCCCUGCAUCCUGUGCGGGAGGCUGGACCACGCCCUCCACGGGAAGCCAUGGUUCUCUUCGGACUUGGUCUGUGCCGCGCAUCGGUCUGAGAUCUCGUCUCUGGCUCACUGCAAGACCCAUGACCAGCUUGUUGCAUGCUCCGGCGAUCUCUCUCGGCCUACGUCGGCCAGGUCAAGAAGGUUGUGUUCUUGUUCGGAUCCACUCAAGAAUGCUCGCGGCGCGCAGAAGCAUUCUGAAGCAGCCAAUGCUGUGGAGUCUUGGGAUAGCAGUGUACCUGCAGAUCAUCCAAAUGAGAAGACUUUUGUGGUGGGCAUUGAGGAAGUCCAUGAAUCAGAUGGUUCGCCAGGCUCGCAUGGACAAUCUACAAAGGACAGCGCCCCUUCUGCGAACGGUGGUGGGGCAGCAAAGAGCAACUACAUAUCGCCCGCACCAACACGCAUCGCUGUCGACCGCAACGGCAGUGUGAAGAAUGCUUCCGUCGCUAGGGCCAACUUGACAUCUCCUCGGCCAUCAGAGAUCAUCUCUGCCAGGGACAGCAAUUCCACGACCCAGCAAGAAGUGAAGGCGCUCCUCUCUCAGAUGUCAUCUGUGCGGGGCCUCGAUGGUUCUUCCAGUGAAGGAUCUCCUAGCCCCGGUACCAGCGCUCCGAACGAAGAGAGCAACCCUGCGGCAGCGAGCAAGAGGCCGUAUCUCGAGAGGAACUACUCCGUGCUGGAACCUUCAGAAGGGAGCCAGCUCGCCGACGACGUGGAAGGGGAAAGCUCUCUCGAGAACGUGAAGAAACAGCUUGAGCUCAACAAGAAGGCAAUGGCCGCUCUUUACAAGGAGCUUGAGGAAGAACGGAGCGCUUCGGCGGUCGCGGCUAGCCAGACGAUGGCCAUGAUCAAUAGGCUGCAGGAGGAGAAGGCUGCAAUGCAGAUGGAGGCUCUGCAGUACCUGAGGAUGAUGGAACAGCAGGCUGACCACGACCACCUGGCGAUUCAGGACCUGCACGAUUUGCUUACGGAGAGGGAGAAAGAGUUGCUUGACUUGGACGCUGAGCUCGCGCACUGCAGGAGGCUCCUGCAGAACGAUCCGUUCAACGGCGACGGACGUAAUAAUGGCGCUGACACAGUGAACACAACGAUUGACGGCAGAAAUCCGGCGGCGAUCGAAUGCUUGGAUGGCGCGGACCUUGUGGGGAGCGCCAUGUCGCUUUUCGAAGACGAGAAGGCGUUCAUUUUGGAGUCCUUGAGCAGACUGGAGGAAAACCUUGGCAUUUUCACAAACAGGCUUGCUUCCGGUGACGCCAGAGGUAGUCAAGAAGACGUGCUGUUUGAAGAGCAUGAGCAUACAACAGCUGAUGGGUCUCCUUCCAACGGUGACAAGUUGAGCGGCGUAGCGAAUCUUAAGGCUGGGAUUUCUCUGCUCAAUAUAAGACUGAGGGCACUUGAAGACGACCAGGAGUUUCUCAAGCAGGUGUUGAGUUCCCUCCAAUGCGGUAGUGAUGGACUGCAGUGUAUACAGGAGAUAAGCGGCCAUCUAGCAGAGUUGCGAAGAGUUGUAACUCGCUAAGGAAAAUGGUUUUGCCCCGAGUCCACACUGUUAGGUCAUCGUGAGGUCUUCUCAUGCAGCAGACUAACGAGGGUGCUUCCAGUGAGUGCCCACAAUCCCAUCUAUCUGAAGAUGGAUGCCGUUGCAGGAAAUACCCAUGCUCUUCACUUCUGAUCGGGCUCAACAGCAGACCAAAAUUUUCCAUCUCUUGCACUUGAGUUCCUCAUCGACAUUUGCAGACUACUGAAGCAGAUGGAACUCUAAAAGAAGUGCUGAAAGAGACGAACCAUCUCUUGUAUGUGAUAUGGUGGUUGUUGAGAAAGUAGGAGCAAGCCUGUAACUGUAGAUGUAACCAACCUUGAUGGUUCCUGCCAAGGAGGAGUUAAAUUGUACAUGAUAUAUGCAGUUGACGUAAAGUCAGCGAAUAUCUCCUUAUUCUGGGAUGCAAGGUGUCAUGACAAUC